Molecule: messenger RNA, 2692 nt
Organism: Brassicogethes aeneus
Lineage: Eukaryota; Metazoa; Arthropoda; Insecta; Coleoptera; Nitidulidae
Source: the annotation of a GenBank genome assembly
CCAAAGUUUAAGGUUUAAACGUUAUAAUUAAAAAUAAAAAAUGGUACCUACACUAAUAAUAUAAAUCGCGACUGCACAUAUUAUCAUUUGAUUUUUAAUAAUCCACUCAAAUGUGCUUAAGCCCAAAAUGUUGCUCAAAGCAGUUAUUUAUAUGUUAUUCAUAAUAAAUAUCAAUGUGAACGCGUAUAUUAACAAUAAUAAAAUAGAAUCUUUAUCAAUUGAAGAACAAAUUAAAUAUUAUGAAAAUUUAAUUAACAAGAAAAAUGGAAAAAGUUUUUGGUAUCAAGUGGAUGAUAAUGCUGCGAGAUACAAAGCAGACGCAUCACAUGUUGAAGCAUUUGGAGAUUUUGACUUCAUAAUUGUUGGAUCCGGAGCAGCGGGCUCAGUUCUGGCUAAAAGACUAAGUGAAAUUGAGGAAUGGAAGGUUUUACUCAUUGAAGCCGGAGAUUUACCGGACGAAACUACCCGUAUGCCAGCCUUCGCCUUAGCAAAUAUGGCUUCCGAUUAUAACUGGGGGUUCUACAGUGUCCCGCAAAAAGAGGGUUGUCAAGGUUUUGAAGAAAAGAGAUGCCAAAUGGCGAGAGGCAGAGGUGUGGGAGGUAGCACCUUGAUAAACGGUGCCAUAUUGGCCAGAUCUAACCCCAAAGAUCUGGACCAGCUGAACGAAAUUGUCGAAGGCUGGUCUUACAAGGAUAUGCUGCCUUACAUGAUGAAAUUCGAGAAACAUAAUAAAAACAGAGAUGAUGCCCCGUCAAAUCCUGAGUAUCACAGUACCAAAGGAGAAUUUCCGUCACAAUUUAACUCGAUCAAUAAUAGUAGAACUGAUGCUUUCUAUAAAGGAUGUCAGCAGUUGGGGUACAAGUACACUGAUUAUAACAGUGGCGAACAAGUGGGGUGUUCUCCCUUACAGUUCUUUAUUGAUAAUGGAAGAAGAGUGGAUGCUGGAACUGCCUUCGUCUUGCCUAUUCUGGAUAAACCCAACUUUAAACUAAUGACCAAAAGUUUGGCGAUCAAAAUAAAAAUUGAUCCUAGCAAAAAAAAUGCGGAAGGUGUUUAUUUCUCCCAUAGCAACAUGCUUUACUAUGCCGGGGUACGUAAGGAAGUGAUUUUAUCGGCGGGUGCUUUUCAAUCUCCACAACUUCUGAUGCUGUCUGGUGUUGGAGCUGAGGAGCAUUUAGAGAGUUUGGGAAUUAAAACCCUUUUUGACUUACCAGUGGGUAAAAAUUUGAGGGAUCACCAUAGUAUGUUUUUCGUGGCACAACACAAUCAAACAGAUGACAAUUUUAAGUCUGAUAUAGAAGAUAUUGAGGAUUACAUCAACGGUCAUGGUAGAUUGACGGCUGAUCAGGGAAUAGCCUCUGUACUUUGGUUUCCCACCAAGAUUCAAGAAGAUAAAACUCGACCUGAUACAGAGUUUAUGAUGAUGCCUUUUUUCUCGACAACCACCAUGAUUAACAACAACUUUCGUUUUUCUUUUUCGAGCAUCAUUGCGCAGGUUGCUGGAAUUGAAUUGGGAUCUCCAUUUAUGUUGGGAGUGUUCAUUAACUUAAAGACCAAAUCGGUUGGUAGUGUGACGCUACAAAGUAGCAGCCCCUACGAUUAUCCCUUGAUAGAUCCAAACAUAUUCGGGGACCGGGACGAUCUGGAACACUUGUAUCAAAUUUACUUGGGUGUUCGGGAACAUUUCCAUACGCCCGCAAUGCAGGCAGUUGCAGCACGAAUGACUAAACUCAGCAUUCCCAAGUGCAAUAAAUUUAGUGAAAAGUCUAGGAAGUAUUGGUACUGUGUUUUUAAACAUUUCGCUUUUCCUACAUACCACCCCAUUGGUACUUGUUCUAUGGGCACUGAUCCCAAAAAUUCCGUGACCGAUAAAGACAUGAAGGUGCACCAUUUAAAUAAUCUUAGAGUUUGUGAUGCUAGUAUUUUCCCUUUCACGCAAAGCCACAAUCCUGUUGUUAUUAUCAUGGCUGCUGCAGAAAAAUUGGCCGAUACCAUCAAGAAAUCUUAUAACAUAUAAACUCAAAUCAUCACAUCGUGAUCAAUGAUGUAUCAAACAAAAGAGCUCGUUAUAAGAAAUACAAAUCUGUACACCAGAGCCAAAGUAGUCCAUAAACCUGAUCAAAAUCGAUUUUUGAAGGAGAGAUUUGAAACGCGGCAUUUUUAUCUUUGCAUUAUAUGUUUUCUAUGAUUUGUUCUUUAAAGCUGGAUUUCUAUGAAUAAUUAUUAUAAACUUAGUUGGGCUCUGAGGUACAGAAAUAUUCUCUGCUUUAAAUCUCCGAUAGAAACCAAUACAAAAUUGCAAUCGUUUUUAAUCAUUUUACAAUUAAGUGGAUCGUUAAAUGACAGGUGCCUAAAUGACACGUGCUAAAAAGACUGCUGUCAAAAUGACAGCUGUCUAAAUCACAGGUCCCAAAAUGACACCUGCCAAAAUGACGACUGUCAUUAUACAGUUGUCGAAAUGACAUGUUAAAAUAAUAGAUGCCUAAAUGACAGCUGUCAAAAUAACAUGUGCCUAAAUGACAGCAGUCAACCUCACAGGUGCCAACAUGGCGGCUGUCAAAAUGGCAGGUGUCCAAAUUACAGCUGUCAAAAUGACAGUUGCCGAAAAACAUUGUCUGUUAUUUUUCCUUAGAAUGAUUCUAAUAGAUUCAAAUAAGUCAUUGUUACACGAGUUUUCAUACUAUUUUGUCUA